AUGCGUUACCUGGGGCCCAUUCUCGCAGCACUAGCUGCCACGGCUUCGGCCACGGCGCCUCUGGGGAGGGAGAAAAUGUUCGUUUUGGAGGUCGCCCCGGGUGAAGUGAUCGAAGUUACAGAGGACGAAAAGUUCAAGAUGAUUGAUGAAGGACGUCAUUUCUUUGACAUCACUGAACUCCAGGACGUGCAGGUCUCUUCUGCCAAGCUUUUCGCUGCUGCUGCCUUCCCUGCUGCUCUCCAACACAAGUGUGCUGUGCAAAGGAUUAUCAAGAAUAUCGACGUUGACAAAAUCAAGGAGCAGCUGACUACAUACUCCUCCUUCCAUAAUCGUUACUUCAACUCUCAGUACGGCGUUGAUGCGGCUGAGUGGCUUUACGAGCGAGUGAAGGAAGUGAUCAAGGAGAGUGGUAACCCACUGGCUACAUCUCGUCUCGUGCGUCACACAGCUUGGUCGCAGCCAAGCAUUAUUGUUUCGAUUCCUGGGAUUACCCGUGGGAAGACCGUCGUUCUUGGAUCACAUCUCGAUUCGGUCAUUUCCGGUGAUCGCGGCGCUGGACGAGCACCUGGUGCCGAUGAUAACGGUUCCGGCUCCAUGAUGAACCUAGCUGUUCUUCGAGCUAUCUUAACUGAUCCAAGAAUCGCAGAGGGUGACCACCUGAACACUCUUGAGUGGCAUUGGUACAGUGGUGAGGAAUCUGGUCUGCUCGGAUCCCAGGACAUAUUCAAUCAGUACGCUACCCUUAAUAUGCAGGUGGUCGCGAUGCUGAACCAAGAUAUGGUCGGCUACAAGGGCCGCGACGGCAUUGAGCGUUUCGGCUUGGUCACCGACAAUACGGAUGCCAGUCAAAACGAGUUUCUCAAACUCGUCAUCGGAGGGUACACAGACAUUUCUUACGAAGAGACGCUAUGUGGAUAUGCUUGUUCAGACCAUGCAUCCGCGAAUAGAAAUGGCUAUCCUUCUUCUUUCAUCUUCGAGACGCCUUUCGGCAACCACAACCCCUAUAUCCACACUCCAAACGACACACUGGAGUAUGUGGACUUUGGUCACGUCUUUCAACAUGCAAAGAUGGCUUCUGGUUUCGUAUAUGAGCUUGCUCAUCACGAAUUCAUCUGA
Messenger RNA from Clonostachys rhizophaga, 1116 nucleotides. NCBI's taxonomy places the organism in Eukaryota, Fungi, Ascomycota, Sordariomycetes, Hypocreales, Bionectriaceae. The record is from the annotation of a GenBank genome assembly.